AUGGGCGCUGCUCGGCACUGCUGGCCGUUCCUGCUGUUACUGCUGGCAGCGGCUUGGGGACCGUGUUUCCCAGGGACGCUCCGCUCCUCACAGCGGCGGUGGCCGGUGCCUUACAGGCGCUUUGAUUACCGCCCAAAAACUGAUCCUUACUGCCAGGCUCGUUACACCUUCUGUCCCACUGGCUCCGCCAUUCCAGUUAUGAAGGAGGAGGAUGUCAUCGAAGUGUAUCGAUUACAGGCUCCAGUAUGGGAAUUCAAAUAUGGGGACCUACUAGGGCAUUUGAAAAUUAUGCAUGAUGCUGUGGGCUUCAAGAGCUCUCUAACGGGCAAAAACUACACGAUGGAGUGGUAUGAGCUCUUCCAACUUGGGAACUGCACUUUUCCCCAUCUCCGGCCUGGUAUGGAUGCACCAUUCUGGUGUAAUCAGGGAGCUGCCUGCUUUUAUGAAGGAAUAGAUGAUGCUCACUGGAAGGAAAAUGGAACUUUAGUUCUUGUGACCACAAUAUCAGGAACCAUGUUUAAUGAAAUGGCAAAAUGGGUCAAAUACGACAACGAGACUGGCAUUUACUAUGAGACCUGGACAGUUCAAGCAAGUCCUGACAAACAAUCAGUAGUAUGGUUUGACUCUUACGAGUGCUCUAAAUUUAUCCUGAGAACAUACCAAAAGCUUGCUGAUUUAGGAGCUGUGUUUAAGAAGAUAGAAACAAACUAUACAAGCAUCAUUUUAUUCAGUGGAGAACCAGUUUAUUUGGGAAAUGAGACAUCUAUUUUUGGACCACAGGGAAACAAGACCUUGGCAGCAGCUAUAAGAGACUUCUACUAUCCAUUCAAACCUCAUCGGACAAUCAGAGAGUUUAUUGUGGACCUCAUAAAAAUAAUUGAUCGUGUCAUCUUGAAUCAUCAGUUUUACCUCUUUUACAACUUGGAAUACUGGUUUUUACCUAUGAAGUUCCCUUAUCUCAAAAUAAUUUAUGAAGAGGUUCCUUUACCUACGGGAAGCAAAACAUCCUUUGGUGUGUAAUUGCUUACUGAAGAAUCAGACGUGCCCUUAUGUCAGAAUAUCUGUAAGGACUUUGGUAUGAUGGUGUUGAAGUGGUGAAUGUUUCACUGCUAACUGUCAAAGCACUCUUGGGAAGGCUUUGCUAGAUCACAUCUAAGACUUUUGCCUUUUUUCUAUUACUUGUAUAACACAUUAUUGAAUGCUUUAGCAUUUCUGACUUGGCCAGCUUCUGUGGACACCUGCUGCCUGAAGGCAGGUUGAUGUGACUCCUCUCAGCUUAACUCUGCAGUGCCAGACAGUGAAUGAGAGGCAGCUUGCCUGCUCUGGUUUCAGUGCUCUCCACCUAUGCAGCCAUCUGGCAAGAACCAUGCCACCUGGCCACCAACAGACAUGGAACAGAAGCUUUACAAAGAUCUUCUGGUUUGGCCAAUGCACCUAAUCCAAGUAUCGGAGCUAGCAAAUCUGUUUGCCUAGAUGUGCCUGAUUCCUUCAACAUGUGC
Indicator indicator is the source of this 1499-nucleotide messenger RNA. RefSeq names its product CLN5 intracellular trafficking protein (gene CLN5). Gene Ontology annotation, molecular function: hydrolase activity, acting on glycosyl bonds. The coding region runs from base 1 to 1020 and encodes 339 amino acids. Gene Ontology annotation, cellular component: lysosome; lysosomal membrane. The transcript has 4 exons. Gene Ontology annotation, biological process: lysosome organization. The record is from RefSeq and is a predicted model, not a curated record. Lineage: Eukaryota; Metazoa; Chordata; Aves; Piciformes; Indicatoridae.